Molecule: messenger RNA, 944 nt
Organism: Condylura cristata (star-nosed mole)
Lineage: Eukaryota; Metazoa; Chordata; Mammalia; Eulipotyphla; Talpidae
Gene: FAM221A
Product: family with sequence similarity 221, member A
Exons: 8
Coding region: 38-892 (284 amino acids)
Source: RefSeq, a predicted model, not a curated record
GCAUGCAGCGCGGGCGCUUUUCGCUUCCCCACCGACCAUGGAGCGGCUGACGUUGCCUCCCGGAGGCGCAGCGGCUGUUGACGAGUACCUGGAGUACCGGAGAAUUGUUGGCGAGGAUGAUGGAGGGAAACUUUUUACUCCUGAAGAAUAUGAAGAAUAUAAAAGAAAAGUUUUACCUAUGCGCUUACAGAACAGAUUAUUUGUGAGCUGGCGAUCACCAACUGGAAUGGAUUGUAAACUUGUGGGUCCAGAGACACUGUGUUUUUGUACACAUAGGUAUAAACAACAUAAAACUGACUUUGAAACAAUUCCACAGCAGCGUCCCAUUAGUCUGCCUUGCCGAGUGACAGGCUGUCUGUGCAGGUCUUUCGUUUAUGUCCCUCUCAAUGGCACACAGCCCAUUCGCUGCAGAUGCAAGCACUUCGCGGAUCAGCAUAGCGCUGCUCCUGGCUCCGCCUGCAAUACUUGUUCCAAGUGUUCAGGAUUCCAUAGCUGCUUCACUUGUGCUUGUGGUCAGCCUGCGUAUGCCCAUGACACAGUAGUAGAAACUAGGCAAGAAAGACUGGCUCAGGGAAAACCAGUGGGACAGGAUGUUCCUUAUGCAGCAAUGGGAGGAUUAACUGGCUUCAGCUCACUAGCAGAAGGCUACAUGCGGUUAGAUGACAGUGGAAUUGGUGCACCUUCUGUCGAAUUUUUAGACUCUCCAGUUACAGUGGCAGACCACCCAUUUCUAAAGGCUUUUCAAGGAUCCUCUAGUUCUUCUCCUGAAACAUUAACAGAGGCAGGUACAAGUAGUCAAGUCUCUUCCUUAAGGAGACCUGAAGAGGAUGACAUGGCUUUCUUUGAAAGACGAUACCAGGAAAGGUUUUCCAGAAAUUGCCCAAAUGGAUGAAGAGACACAGUACAAUACAGUUGAAGAUGUGGUUGGAAGUCAUGUAGAAGAU